AUGAACAAAUAUCUUGUGUUGUUUCUCUCAAUAGUUUACGACCUGAUUUAUAUCGUAUUUACUGGAAUCUUGGUAAUAGUGUUUUCUGUUGUCCACGGCUUCCGCAUGGAAGUCCCUGAUCUCUCUGAGAACCCAAAUGUGACGUACCCGUACAUUCCACCAACAUUUUCAACAGUAGUCGCUGGUAUCGUCGCAUACCUCCCCACCAUCAUUUUGAUUUUAAUUGUUGAACUCCGACGACUGAGCUUGAGACAUUUGAUAUUCUCAUUUUUGUCACUUGUCGCAGCCAUUUUGACGGCAUUCAUGUUUGUCCAAGGCGGCAAAAUAUAUGCUGGUCGACCACGUCCAAAUAUGUAUGAGUUGGUCGCAAGAGGGGAUGAAAGGGACGCUUGGAAGUCUUUCCCAUCUGGGCAUUCUGCUGCUUCUUUUAACGGGUUUGGUUAUUUUUCGUUGUAUGUAGCGGGGGAGUUGAGAGUAUUUAGUGACAAGCCUGAGAUGUGGAGACUUAUUCCCGUUAUUGUCCCAUUUAUCCUUGCAGGGAUUAUUGUGAUAUCAAGAACAAGAGACUAUUAUCAUAACUUCAGUGAUAUAAUUGCUGGGUCUAUAAUAGGACUCUUCUCGGCGAUUAUUGGAUACUUCGCCAAAUUUGCAAGUUUGACCUCGGCUAAGUCUGGUGAUAUCAAAGGACCGAAGUAUGAUGAUGACCAAAAGGAUGGGGAUGUUGAACUGAAAGAUGAGGAACUCCACCAAGACAACUAA
Entamoeba invadens IP1 is the source of this 759-nucleotide messenger RNA. RefSeq names its product phosphatidic acid phosphatase type 2 domain containing protein 1B, putative. The record is from RefSeq and is a predicted model, not a curated record. Gene Ontology annotation, molecular function: phosphatidate phosphatase activity. The transcript has 2 exons. The coding region runs from base 1 to 759 and encodes 252 amino acids. Gene Ontology annotation, biological process: phospholipid metabolic process. Lineage: Eukaryota; Evosea; Mastigamoebida; Endamoebidae.